CCGCCGAAGGAGGAGAAGGAGGAGAAGAAGCGGCCGCGCGUGUGUGUCUGUCUGCGUGUGGCGAGUGUUUCCCCUCAGAGGAGCCGCGAGCCCAGGAGGAUCGGCGGCGGCAGCGGCGCGCGCGUUCGCGCGCAAGGAGCCCGCGUCGGGGCCGGCCGGCCGGCGGGCCGGGCAGGCUGAGGAGAGCUGAGGAAACAGCCGAGUCGGGCGGGAUUCUGGUGGCGCGCUACUGGGCUGCGGCGGCGGCGGCGGCUUGUGGCGAGCGCAGUGGAGGGGGCGACAGGAAAGCGUCGGCGAUGGCUACGGCGGCGUCUAACCCUUACCUGGCCACCAACAGCAUCCUGUCGGCGGGCUCCAUCGUGCACUCGGACGGCGGCGGUGGCAUGCAGCCGGGCAGCGUGGCCGUCACGUCGGUGUCAGGCGGCGGCUACCGCGGGGACCCUUCGUCCGUCAAGAUGGUCCAGAGCGACUUCAUUCAGGGCGCCAUGGCGGCCAGCAACGGCGGCCAUAUGCUGAGCCACGCGCACCAGUGGGUCACAGCGCUGCCCCACGCCGCCGCCGCUGCCGCAGCUGCCGCCGCCGCCGCCGUGGAAGCCGGCUCUCCCUGGGCCAGCAGCCCGGUCGGCAUGACGGGGAGCCCGCAGCAGCAGCAACAGCAGCAGCAGCAACAGCAACAGCAACAGCAACAGCCCGACGUGAAGGGAGGCGGCGGCGGAGGCGGCGGGCGGGACGACCUGCACUCGGGCGCGGCGCUGCACCAUCGGCCGCCGCACCUGGGCCCGCCGCACCAGGGCCACUGGGGCGCCGGCGCCGGCGCGCACCUGCCUUCCAUGGCCAGCCAGCAGCAGCAGCAGCCUCUGCUGUACUCGCAGCCCGGCGGCUUCACGGUCAACGGCAUGCUGAGCCCUCCGCCGGGCAGCCAGAGCCUGGUGCACCCGGGCUUGGUGCGGGGAGACACGCCCGAGCUGGGAGAGCACCCCGGGCACCACCAUCACCACCAUCACCACCCUCACCCGCACCAGCACCACGGGGGAGGCGGCGGGGGAGGCGGAGGCGGGGGAGGCGGCGGCGGCCUGAACAGCCACGACCCGCACUCGGACGAGGACACGCCGACCUCGGACGACCUGGAGCAGUUCGCCAAGCAGUUCAAGCAGCGGCGGAUCAAGCUGGGCUUCACGCAGGCGGACGUGGGCUUGGCGCUGGGCACCCUGUACGGCAACGUGUUCUCGCAGACCACCAUCUGCCGCUUCGAGGCUCUGCAGCUGAGCUUCAAGAACAUGUGCAAGCUGAAACCUUUGUUGAACAAGUGGCUGGAGGAAGCCGACUCGUCCACGGGCAGCCCCACCAGCAUCGACAAGAUCGCGGCUCAGGGCCGCAAGAGGAAGAAGCGGACCUCCAUCGAGGUGAGUGUCAAGGGGGCCUUGGAGAGCCACUUCUUGAAAUGCCCCAAGCCCUCGGCGCAGGAGAUUACGAACCUAGCGGACAGCCUGCAGCUGGAGAAGGAGGUGGUCAGGGUUUGGUUUUGCAACCGCAGGCAGAAAGAGAAGCGCAUGACCCCCCCGGGGAUCCAGCAGCAGACGCCCGACGACGUCUACUCGCAGGUCGGCAACGUGAACUCCGAUACGCCGCCGCCACACCACGGACUCCAGGCGAGCGUGCAGUGAGGGUGGUGGUGGUGGUGGGGAGGUGGAGGGGGAACGGACAACAAAACAAAACAAAAACAAAAAAAAAGACAGUCGCCAUCAUCACCAUCAACGACAGCAACGCCACAAUUUAAAAAAAAAAAGUGAGAAAGGGAUUCUUAGGGAGAAGACAGAGGGGCAGGCAGGCAGGC
This is a messenger RNA of Lacerta agilis (Sand lizard), 1834 nucleotides long. RefSeq names its product POU class 3 homeobox 3 (gene POU3F3). The transcript has a single exon. The record is from RefSeq and is a predicted model, not a curated record. Lineage: Eukaryota; Metazoa; Chordata; Lepidosauria; Squamata; Lacertidae. Bases 297 to 1664 code for a protein of 455 amino acids. Gene Ontology annotation, biological process: brain development; regulation of transcription by RNA polymerase II. Gene Ontology annotation, molecular function: DNA-binding transcription factor activity, RNA polymerase II-specific; RNA polymerase II cis-regulatory region sequence-specific DNA binding. Gene Ontology annotation, cellular component: nucleus.